Messenger RNA from Acanthosepion pharaonis, 714 nucleotides. NCBI's taxonomy places the organism in Eukaryota, Metazoa, Mollusca, Cephalopoda, Sepiida, Sepiidae. The record is from the annotation of a GenBank genome assembly.
AUGGGGUUCCUUAUUUCUUCGGGGUCCCAUUUCUCAUCUGGGGGCCCUUCUGGCUGGGAUGGGGUUUGGAUGAUAGCGCCCUUCCGCUCUAUCCCUCUGUCCCUCCAUUUCAUUCCUAUCCCGGCCGAAUCCAUACCGCAAGUCCCAUUCUCGUUUUUCUCCAAUUCCCAAUUUUCCUCUACUUCUUCUUCCGGGUCCCGUGCCCGAACCUGCUCCUUCCUUUUCAUUAUCUUGUUCUGUUGUGUCGCCCCUAAACGAGGGCAGUCACAUGCCUCCCAUCAGUCUGCGGAACCCCAUUGUAAUUUCGGGAACUCCCGCUUCUCCCUGGUCGUCUGUGAUAUCCGAACCUGCUACACUCAUUCUAACGCCCGAUCACUAUUACCUUCCCCCUAUUCAACAAGAGACAACAGAAAAGGAAAACUCGCCUCACACACUAUCGACACUUCAACAGCAUGCAAUGUUGAAGAAAUCGAACACAACAACUAUACUCUGGCAGACUUGCGUGCGACAAGCGAACCGAGGGCCAAAAAGGUGACUUACCAUUCUCUGCUCUUCGUUUUCUUGUUCUCUCUUCUUCCGCUCCCUCUCUCUCUCUCUCUUUUUUUUCUUUUCUUUUCCCGAGCAUUACCGACCGAUACACUGUUGAUUACUAAAUCCACCUCGUCUCUCUCUCUCUCUCUCUCUCUCUCUAUGUCACAUAUUUCACCUUCAUGA